AUGAACGCCCUGCCAACCCUCAACGGAUCGAUAGGGUACAUCUUCACUUCAUGCGACCUGGAGAUGAAACACUCGGCUACCGUACCGUUCAAAGAUGUAGUCGAUCGAUUUGUGAUUCAUGAUAGACCACGCAGGCCGAUUGGGAAAGAAGAGAUAUUCCUCGGCGGGAGAAAUAUAAAUGCCAAAGAAUACCUGCUCUACGGAAGAUACUAUGUCCCAUCUUCCAGGCUCGAUGCGCUUUAUUCUGUCCGGUUAUCACCAACCCUCCAAGGUUUGAUCGCAGCAGUGUCCAACCCUCGUGCCCGUUUCUCGCCACCUCUCUCAAGUCCCCUGAGAGAAUCGGCAGGAAAUGUAAUGUUUAGUCUACAACAUGAUACAGGUCGAUGGUGUACCGAGUACAGCUGGUCAGCAGACGAUGGAAUGUGGGGUGUUCGCGUCUUGCAUAACUUUGGGAGGCUAGCAAACGAGGCGAUUGACGCUGAGAGGGUAGCGAGAAAGGAGAGAGAGAGAGGGACAAAGAGGGUGGAUGAGGAAGAGAGGAUGGAGGGAGGGCUCAAGGGACGAUUGUCGGCCGGUGCUGAGUUGUAUUUUAGUCUAAAGGAGAAGAGCGCUGGAGGUAUUGUCACUGGUAUCAGGUUCACAACUCUACCCGAUGCGUCGCCCCCAUCCACAUCGGGCACCCCCGACUCCAAUAUACCAGCGCAAACACCCACGACGUUAACAGCUACGUUUAACCCUAUGAUGGGUCACAUAUCAGCCGCAUAUGCUGCUCGCGCCUCGAGAGAUCUCGCACUCUGCUCUCGCUUUGAUUUUAACAUUUAUAGCUACGAGAGCGAGUGGACGAUGGGCGCCGAGUGGUGGUUGCGUCGAGCCGCCGGGAGACGGCUCACUACCGAUAUCCAAAAGGAAGAAACGGAAAACGACAAUUCGAAUAGCAGUGAGCCGGUUGCUUUGAAUGAUAUUUCACCUCCUGGACAAGAUGCGCCUUCACCUUUCCCUUCAAACGGGAUACCGGGAUUAGGAGGGGACGUUACAGGCGUUGUCAAAGCACGUAUAUCCACCAGUUCCGACGUCUCACUCAUGUGGGAGGGCCGGAUAAGGAAUAUGCUCGUCAGCCUGGGAGUUGUCUCAGACUUGUCAAACCGUUCCAAGCCGAUAAAAUCGAUCGGACUCGAGCUCGCGUAUUUCUCCGGGCCGGAGUAA
Rhizoctonia solani is the source of this 1203-nucleotide messenger RNA. RefSeq names its product distribution and morphology protein. The transcript has 4 exons. Gene Ontology annotation, cellular component: ERMES complex; SAM complex. The record is from RefSeq and is a predicted model, not a curated record. The coding region runs from base 1 to 1203 and encodes 400 amino acids. Gene Ontology annotation, biological process: phospholipid transport; establishment of mitochondrion localization; protein insertion into mitochondrial outer membrane. Lineage: Eukaryota; Fungi; Basidiomycota; Agaricomycetes; Cantharellales; Ceratobasidiaceae.